AUGGCGGGCAUUCCCAAGGGAGUCCUCAAUAUUGUCACCGCGCUUGAAAACACCCCGCAGCUUGGCCUCGCCCUGUGUGAAAGCACCACCGUCCAAAAGAUUUCCUUCACGGGGUCAACCAGAGUCGGCAAGCUUCUCAUGAAGCAGUCCAGCAGUACGCUCAAGAAGUUGAGUCUCGAGCUGGGGGGGAACGCUCCUUUCAUUGUUUUCGACGAUGCGGACCUAGAAACGGCUGUGUCUAGCGCUAUCGUCAGCAAAUUCAAAGUCUCGGGUCAGACCUGCGUAUGCGCCAACAGAUUCUACGUUCAAGACGGUAUCUACCAACGUUUCAGCGAGCGUCUUGUCAAGGAGGUCAAGAAGUUCAAGGUCGGGAACGGCAGUAUCGAAGCUGUCACUCACGGGCCACUUACGACAAGCGUAGCCAAGGUAGAAGAACACGUAAAGGACGCUCUGAGAAAAAACGCAAAGCUUCUUCUCGGAGGGCAUCGUCUACCCGAGCUUGGGUCUAGGUUCUUCGAGCCGACCAUUCUUGGCGAUGUCGAUGACACAAUGGGCGUCAUGCAUGACGAGACAUUUGGUCCAUUGGCGGCGUUGACCAGGUUUAACAACGAGGAAGAGGUGAUCGCGAGGGCGAACUCAACGGAAGUUGGACUUGCUUCGUAUCUCAUGACCGCUGAUCUCAGCCGAUCUAUACGUGUAUCAGAGAGGCUGGAAUGCGGAAUGGUAGCGCUGAACACGGGUGUUAUUUCGGACCCCGCAGCACCCUUUGGGGGUAUCAAGCAGUCUGGGUUUGGCCGUGAAGGAAGUCAAUACGGCAUGGAUGACUACAUGGUUUCUAAAACCAUUGUUACGGGUGGUAUAGUCACAAAAUACAGUGCCCACUUAUAG
Molecule: messenger RNA, 888 nt
Organism: Verticillium alfalfae VaMs.102
Lineage: Eukaryota; Fungi; Ascomycota; Sordariomycetes; Glomerellales; Plectosphaerellaceae
Product: succinate-semialdehyde dehydrogenase
Exons: 2
Coding region: 1-888 (295 amino acids)
Molecular function (GO): succinate-semialdehyde dehydrogenase (NAD+) activity
Source: RefSeq, a predicted model, not a curated record